Molecule: messenger RNA, 3294 nt
Organism: Dama dama (fallow deer)
Lineage: Eukaryota; Metazoa; Chordata; Mammalia; Artiodactyla; Cervidae
Gene: CDC37
Product: cell division cycle 37, HSP90 cochaperone
Exons: 8
Coding region: 84-1226 (380 amino acids)
Biological process (GO): protein folding; protein stabilization
Cellular component (GO): cytoplasm
Molecular function (GO): protein kinase binding; heat shock protein binding; protein-folding chaperone binding
Source: RefSeq, a predicted model, not a curated record
CGCCGCCGCCGCCGCCGCCGCCGCCGCCGCCGCCGCCGCCGCUGCUGCCACCGGAGCCCGGGAGGGCUGGGCCCCGAGGCAAGAUGGUGGACUACAGCGUGUGGGACCACAUCGAGGUGUCUGACGAUGAAGACGAGACGCACCCCAACAUCGACACCGCUAGCCUCUUCCGCUGGCGGCACCAGGCCCGGGUGGAGCGCAUGGAGCAGUUCCAGAAAGAGAAGGAGGAGCUGGACAGGGGCUGCCGCGAGUGUAAGCGCAAGGUGGCCGAGUGCCAGCGGAAGCUGAAGGAGCUGGAGGUGGCCGAGGGCGAAGGCGGCAAGGCCGAGCUGGAGCGGCUGCAGGCUGAGGCGCAGCAGCUGCGCAAGGAGGAGCGGAGCUGGGAGCAAAAACUGGAGGAGAUGCGCAAGAAGGAGAAGAGCAUGCCCUGGAACGUGGACACGCUCAGCAAGGAUGGCUUCAGCAAGAGCAUGGUCAACACCAAGCCUGAGCAGGCGGAGGAGGAGUCGGAGGAGGUGAGGGAGCAGAAACACAAAACCUUCGUGGAAAAGUAUGAGAAACAGAUCAAACACUUCGGCAUGUUGCGCCGCUGGGAUGACAGCCAGAAGUACCUGUCGGACAACGUCCACCUGGUGUGUGAGGAGACAGCCAACUACCUGGUCAUCUGGUGCAUUGACCUAGAGGUGGAGGAGAAAUGCGCCCUCAUGGAGCAGGUGGCUCACCAGACCAUCGUCAUGCAGUUCAUCCUGGAGCUGGCCAAGAGCCUCAAGGUGGACCCCCGUGCCUGCUUCCGGCAGUUCUUCACCAAGAUCAAGACUGCUGACCGUCAGUACAUGGAGGGCUUCAAUGACGAGCUAGAGGCUUUCAAAGACCGCGUGCGGGGCCGCGCCAAGCUUCGCAUUGAGAAGGCCAUGAAGGAAUACGAGGAAGAGGAGCGCAAGAAGCGGCUUGGCCCUGGCGGCCUGGACCCUGUCGAGGUCUACGAGUCCCUCCCUGAGGAACUUCAGAAGUGCUUUGACGCGAAGGACGUGCAGAUGCUCCAAGACGCCAUCAGCAAGAUGGACCCCACCGACGCGAAGUACCACAUGCAGCGCUGCAUCGACUCAGGCCUCUGGGUCCCCAACUCCAAGUCCAGCGAGGCCAAGGAGGGGGAGGAGGCGGGUCCCGGGGACCCCUUGCUGGAAGCCACCCCCAAGCCAGGCGACGAGAAGGAUGUCAGCGCGUGAACUGUCCCGGCUGCCGCAGGCCCCUGUACACCCCUUUUCAGGAAACAAAAAUAGAUGCCAUCUCCCCAGGUCCUGGCUUCCUCCGCUUUUGCUGCUCCCCAACCUAGCCCGGAGGGGCCCUGCCACCCCCCUUCCACCGCCCCCCUCCCCCCCCAGCCCUCAUCCAAGUCUUUGCUUUGAGUCAAAGGGGCUUCACUGCCUGCAGCCCCCCAUCAGCAUUAAGCCAAAGGCCCGGGGAUCCAGGGAGGGGCAGAGGUUGCCAGGUUGGUCCAUGGGGUGGGGGUGGGUCCCCAGCCAAGGGGCCUGCUCCAGUCACUGUGGGCUCUGUUCUUGCUGUUCGCCCGCGUCAAGUCUUCUAUAUAGUAAACAGCAGUUAUCUUCCAAUAAAGGAUUUCAGAUGCUCUGUGGGGCGUCAAGAGGGCUGUGGGCACAGCUCUUCUCUGGGGGUGGGAAGGGACCUGUGAGUGUUGGCGGUUGGGCCCGUGACACCCCUGGCUUUCCCCUCCAGCAAAUGGGCUGUGUCCCCCAUCCACACUCCAGGCUCUCCCAUCACCUGGAACCCUUCCUCAGGUCACCUUUGGAUCAGAGUUCUCACCCCACCCCUAUGAAGUCUCUGGCUCAUCCCAUUCCUCUAAGCCCCUCUUACCAUCCAUUCGGGAGCAUCACCCUCCACUGUGUCUCACCUUCCACUGGGUCAGUUCUGCCUCCAGGACCAAUCUUGAGUCUGUCCACUGCCCUUCAUUCUCCACCCUGGUCCAGGUCCUGUCACCUCUGGCCUGGACCCCUGCCCGCAGCCUCCUCCCUGUCUCCUCCACCCUCACUGGACCCCAACAGGCAGGGAGUGCCUAUGAACACGAGAGUCCUGGCACAUCCUGCCCCAGAGCAGAAGCCUUAGUUCUUGCAGCUCACCGGGCCCUGUACCAUCUGCCUGGUCCCCUCCCUGCCCUCACCACCUCGUGCCCUCUCACCAACUCCCUCCUCUGCUCCUUGAGCACUUUAAGCUUCUCUAGCAGUGUGACCUUGGGCAGCUUAAUCAGCCUCAGCAUUCAUCUCUGUAUAGUGAUAGAAAUGUUCGUGCCUUCUUCCCAGGGUUGUGAUGAGGAUUGAAUGAGAUAAUUAGUAGGUGUGCAUAGCACCUGGGCCCUGGCAUGUCCCUGUCCCUCACCCUGAACACCCUUCCCUGCAGUCUUCGUCUAGAAAGUAAUAUUUGGGCCCCAGGAAAGAGGUAAAGAAUAGUAUCAUAAACAAGGACACAGUUUUUAAGACAUGAAGUAACUGAGAAUCCAGUUGAAGCCCACUGCCCGCCUCUUCUGGGGGAUACCACCAUCUGGCAGGUGCCUCUCAGUCUGACCAGAGCUCUGGUACCUCCUCCCGGAACCCUCCCCUGACCCGCCUUCUGAGUCAUCCUUUACAUCCAGCCAUAUUCCUGCCUGGCUGUGCCAACCUGUGUAUUGCUGUCUCCUUUAUGCUGUGAGCACCACCCGGACACAAACUGAGUCUUGGUCCUAGAAUGACCCCAGCGACCCUCACGGAUUCUGGCGCUCAGUGAAUGCCUUUGUGCCCAAGCUGAUUGCCACCAGAGGGCAAUAGUGAACUGCAAACAAGUGGUGUUGCCCGAUGCUUUUCAUAAAGAUUGAAAUGGCUGGGACUUCCCCAGUGGUCCAAUGGUUAGGACUCUGUGCUUCCAGUUGAGGGGGGGUUGGGAGGGGAUGGAUUCAAUCCCUGGUCCGGGAACUAAAAUCCCAUACACCACAUACAUGGCUGAAAAAUAAAGGUUUUAAAAGUAUUUAAAAAUGGCAGGUGGGGGAUCUGGAGAGGAUUGGGGAGACCCUCCUAAACCUUGUUCAUCCGCGAUCAAUUCAAAAUUGUGAACUUGUUAAUUCUUUACCAUGAAAACUUUCAGAGGUAGAAUCUGUAUUUCUGGUAUUUCCUUUCACCUCGGCCUCCAGUACAACUCAGCACUGCUGUUCCUGAUCCUUGACUUAAAAUUUCAAUGUUUUGUUCAUGGAUUUUUUUUUUCACAUUAAUGGUGUUUUUGGAAAAUACUACAUUAAAAUAUUUAUCUUGA